GUCACUCGCACGCAAACAGCUCGCUGGAGAGAGAGAACACGAACACACAAAAGGCAAUAGUAGUUUUCCGUACGAAUCGAGCCCAGCCCAGAAAAGCGGAAAACAGAACGGACUUGCAAGCGGUUGCAAUUUUCCAUAAACUGAGUCAUCCAACUGCACAACAUGCAAACCAUCAAGUGCGUGGUCGUUGGCGACGGAGCCGUGGGCAAGACCUGCCUGCUCAUCUCGUACACAACCAACAAGUUUCCCUCGGAGUACGUGCCCACGGUGUUCGAUAACUAUGCGGUCACCGUGAUGAUCGGCGGCGAGCCCUACACACUGGGCCUGUUCGAUACGGCCGGACAGGAGGACUACGAUCGGCUGCGUCCGCUCUCCUACCCACAGACGGAUGUCUUCCUCGUCUGCUUCUCGGUGGUCAGUCCCAGUUCCUUUGAGAACGUUAAGGAGAAGUGGGUGCCCGAGAUCACACACCAUUGCCAAAAGACGCCGUUCCUGCUGGUGGGCACACAGAUCGACUUGCGUGACGAGACCAGCACGCUGGAGAAGCUGGCCAAGAACAAGCAGAAGCCCAUCACCAUGGAGCAGGGCGAGAAGCUGGCCAAGGAGCUGAAGGCCGUCAAGUAUGUGGAGUGCUCGGCCUUGACACAGAAGGGUCUGAAAAAUGUAUUCGAUGAGGCCAUCCUGGCCGCCCUGGAGCCGCCAGAGCCCACAAAGAAAAGGAAGUGCAAAUUCUUAUAAUUCUCCUCCUCCCACAUGAUGUGUCCCCUUGUUUCUGGCUUUCAAGUACUAUCGCAAUGACUCCUUCAGCCUCCCGUCGAGAAGCGUUCAAUAUAUACCCAUAUAUAACAUA
Drosophila elegans is the source of this 850-nucleotide messenger RNA. RefSeq names its product cdc42 homolog (gene Cdc42). The transcript has 3 exons. Bases 163 to 738 code for a protein of 191 amino acids. Gene Ontology annotation, biological process: small GTPase-mediated signal transduction. Lineage: Eukaryota; Metazoa; Arthropoda; Insecta; Diptera; Drosophilidae. The record is from RefSeq and is a predicted model, not a curated record. Gene Ontology annotation, molecular function: GTP binding; GTPase activity.